GUUAGGCGUUAAAUCCCUUUUUUUUAACGAAUGUUAUUGUGGGGAAGCGAUUGAGCCAAAGAGAUCUAGCCAUAGCCACGGUGGGUUAUGAGGGGAAAGGGAGAGGGUAAAGGGGAAGAUGUGGAGGAUUAUUUGGCGGUGGGCGGGUUGAGCGCGGGUGGUGAGGAGGCGGGCCGGCGUGCCCCCUGAAUGGCGAUCGGAGCGUGUGGCGCUCGGGCAGCGCCAGCAUCAACAUCAACAUCAACCAGGCGGCCGUCUACAUCGAGCCCGGGCAACACCAACACCAACACCAGGCGGCCGUCCACAGCGAGCCCGGGCAGCACCAACACCAGGCGGCCGUCCACAGCGAGCCCGGGCCGUGUGUAGCGUUAAUACCAGCACCAGCCGACCGACCCCAGCCAGCCCGGGCCCAGCCUCAACAUGUCCGACUGCAGCCGAGUAUCGCAGCUCGAGUGCGAGCUCUACUACUUGAUCGCCCGCUUCCUCCUCGCUGGACCCUGUCAGAAAUCGGCGCGGGUCCUGAUCCAGGAGUUGGAGGAAUAUCAGCUGGUCCCUCGGCGUCUGGACUGGGAAGGGAAGGAGCAUCGGAUGAGCUUUGAGAGCCUGGUAUUAGCCAACAAACAUGUAUCUUCAGAUCACUUGCUGCAAAUCUGUCAACGGAUUGGCCCCCUGUUGGAUAAGGAAAUCCCACCCAGUGUUCCUGGAGUGCAAACCUUACUGGGAGUUGGGCGACAGUCAUUGUUACGGACUAUAAAAGAUUGCAAACAUGUAGUGUGGAAAGGUUCGGCCUUCGCUGCUCUUCAUCGUGGAAGACCACCAGAACCUCCUGUGAGCUACGGAAAAAUGUCCAAAUGCUGGUAA
This is a messenger RNA of Leucoraja erinaceus (little skate), 861 nucleotides long. Its product is annotated as bromodomain and WD repeat-containing protein 3-like. Gene Ontology annotation, biological process: regulation of transcription by RNA polymerase II; regulation of cell shape; cytoskeleton organization. The transcript has 6 exons. The record is from RefSeq and is a predicted model, not a curated record. Bases 421 to 861 code for a protein of 146 amino acids. Lineage: Eukaryota; Metazoa; Chordata; Chondrichthyes; Rajiformes; Rajidae. Gene Ontology annotation, cellular component: nucleus.